Molecule: messenger RNA, 2250 nt
Organism: Lepus europaeus (European hare)
Lineage: Eukaryota; Metazoa; Chordata; Mammalia; Lagomorpha; Leporidae
Gene: PHEX
Product: phosphate regulating endopeptidase X-linked
Exons: 22
Coding region: 1-2250 (749 amino acids)
Biological process (GO): protein processing
Cellular component (GO): plasma membrane
Molecular function (GO): metalloendopeptidase activity
Source: RefSeq, a predicted model, not a curated record
AUGGAAGCAGAAACAGGGAGCAAUGCGGGAACUGGAAAGACGGCCACCAGAGGCACUCGAAUUGCCCUGGUCGUAUUCAUCGGCGGCACUCUCGUGCUUGGCACGAUCCUCUUUCUGGUGAGUCAAGGUCUCCUACGUUUUCAAGCUAAGCAGGAGUACUGCCUGAAGCCAGAAUGCAUCGAGGCUGCUGCUGCCAUUUUGAGUAAAGUAAAUCUGUCUGUGGAUCCUUGUGAUAAUUUCUUCCGGUUUGCUUGUGAUGGCUGGAUAAACAAUAAUCCAAUUCCUGAAGAUAUGCCAAGCUACGGGGUUUAUCCUUGGCUGAGACAUAAUGUUGACCUCAAGUUGAAGGCACUGUUGGAGAAGUCAAUCAGUAGAAGGCGGGACACUGAAGCUGUACAAAAAGCCAAGAUCCUUUAUUCGUCCUGCAUGAAUGAGAAAGCAAUUGAAAAAGCAGAUGCCAAGCCACUGCUGCACAUCCUGCGGCAUUCACCAUUCCGCUGGCCUGUGCUUGAAUCUAACAUUGGUCCUGAAGGGGUUUGGUCAGAGAGAAAGUUCAGCCUUCUGCAGGCACUUGCAACAUUUCGUGGUCAAUACAGUAAUUCCGUGUUCAUCCGUUUGUAUGUGUCACCUGAUGACAAGGCAUCCAAUGAACACAUCUUAAAGCUGGACCAAGCGACACUCUCCCUAGCAGUGAGGGAAGACUACCUUGAUAACAGCACAGAAGCCAAGUCUUAUCGAGAUGCCCUGUACAAGUUCAUGGUGGAUACUGCUGUGCUCUUAGGAGCUAACAUUUCCCGAGCAGAGCAUGACAUGAAGUCGGUGCUUAGGUUGGAAAUUAAGAUAGCUGAGAUAAUGAUUCCACAUGAAAACCGAACCAGUGAGGCCAUGUACAACAAAAUGAACAUUUCUGACCUGAGUGCUAUGAUUCCCCAGUUCGACUGGCUGGGCUACAUCAAGAAGGUCAUCGAUACCCGACUCUACCCUCACCUGAAAGACAUCGGUCCCUCUGAGAACCUGGUGGUUCGCGUUCCCCAGUACUUUAAAGAUUUGUUCAGGAUAUUAGGCUCGGAGAGGAAGAAGACCAUUGCCAACUAUUUGGUAUGGAGAAUGGUUUAUUCCAGAAUUCCAAACCUCAGCAGGCGUUUUCAGUAUAGGUGGCUGGAAUUCUCACGGGUGAUCCAGGGGACUACAACAUUGCUGCCUCAGUGGGACAAAUGUGUAAACUUUAUUGAAAGUGCCCUGCCUUAUGUUGUUGGGAAAAUGUUUGUGGAUGUGCACUUCCAAGAAGGCAAGAAGGAGAUGAUGGAGGAAUUGAUUGAAGGUGUUCGCUGGGCCUUUAUUGACAUGCUGGAGAAAGAAAAUGAGUGGAUGGAUGCAGGGACAAAAAGGAAAGCCAAAGAAAAGGCGAGAGCUGUUUUGGCAAAAGUUGGCUAUCCUGAGUUUAUAAUGAAUGAUACUCAUGUUAAUGAAGACCUCAAGGCAAUCAAAUUUUCGGAGUCUGACUACUUUGGCAAUGUCCUGCAAACCCGCAAGUACUUAGCACAGUCUGAUUUCUUCUGGCUACGAAAAGCUGUUCCAAAAACAGAGUGGUUUACAAAUCCAACAACUGUCAAUGCUUUCUACAGUGCAUCCACCAACCAGAUCCGGUUUCCAGCAGGAGAGCUUCAGAAGCCUUUCUUUUGGGGAACAGAAUAUCCUCGAUCUCUGAGUUAUGGUGCUAUAGGAGUAAUUGUUGGACAUGAAUUUACACAUGGAUUUGAUAAUAAUGGUAGAAAAUAUGAUAAAAAUGGAAACCUAGAUCCUUGGUGGUCUAUGGACUCAGAAGAAAAGUUUAAAGAAAAAACAAAGUGCAUGAUUAACCAGUAUAGCAAUUAUUAUUGGAAGGAUGCUGGCUUAAAUGUGAAAGGGAAGAAGACCCUGGGAGAAAAUAUUGCCGACAAUGGAGGCCUGCGGGAAGCUUUUAGGGCUUACAGGAAAUGGAUAAGUGACAGAAGGGAGGGAGUUGAGGAACCUCUCCUCCCUGGCAUCACUUUCACCAACAACCAACUCUUCUUCCUGAGUUAUGCUCACGUGAGGUGCAAUUCCUACAGACCAGAGGCUGCCCGAGAACAAAUUCAAAUUGGUGCUCACAGCCCCCCUCAGUUUAGGGUGAAUGGUGCGGUUAGUAACUUUGAAGAAUUCCAGAAAGCUUUUAACUGUCCGCCCAAUUCCACGAUGAACAGAGGCAUGGACUCCUGCCGGCUCUGGUAG